UGGUAUCAAGGAGAGUGGCUCGAUGUCACCGUGGACGACCGCCUGCCCACGUGCAAUGGCAGACUGCUAUACGUCAAGUCGACCAACCCUAAUGAGUUUUGGCCUGCAAUCCUUGAAAAAGCCUAUGCAAAGCUGUAUGGGUCAUAUGCACACCUUCAGGGAGGGUUGAUGGGGGAAGCCCUGCAGGACUUCACGGGUGGGGUGACUUCCAAAAUCAACCAUGCCGAGCACGAGCCAUUGGAAACGUUUCUUCGAAUUCUAGAUGCACACAGGAACAACUCUUUCGUCGCAGCUGCGCUUAUACGCUUCAACAUGGAUGACUCAGAUAGACUGGCGAAUGGCCUGGUGCCGGGUCAUGCGUAUAGCGUGAUUAGAAUCGAGUGGGUCCGUUUUAAGAAUGAUGAUCAAGACCAGCCGACCGAUAUACCGCUCAUUUGCCUGAGAAACCCUUGGGGCAGGGUCGAAUGGAACGGAACGUGGAAUGACAGGUGUCCAAUGUGGCAGAAAAUAUCUGAGAAGAGGAAGCAGGAGAUCGGCUACCAAAGACAGGAGGAUGGCGAAUUUUGGCAGUCGUUUGCAGACUUUUAUCGGUUAUUCACCUUUACCGAAAUCUGCAUGUUUGCUGUGCCAGUUAAUGAGCCCGGAGAGCAUCAGGCGAACGACGGAUCAAAUUGGUUUGUCGAGAGCUACCACGGCAGCUGGACAAAGGGCCACAAUGCCGGUGGCUGCCGUCUUUACCCAGAAACCUUCUGGUGCAACCCGAAACACGGUUUCUCAGUGAACGGACGAAAAAAGCAACUCGUGCUAGUUUCGCUGCUGCACAAGCACCGCCGCCGCAUGAUGUGGAGAAACAUCAAUGCCAGUGCGCUUAAAAUCGGGCUGUUUGUCUACAAGACCAAGAACGUGCAUCAGAUGUUGGAUAAGGAGUUUUUCACGUCAACCAGAGCGUACGCGUACACCGAGUUGUCCGUGAUGCGAGAAAACGCGUUCCAGCUGCACGCCGAGCCAGGCAGCUACAUCGUGGUGCCUUACACCCUGUGCCCUGACGAGGAAGGGGAAUAUCUUCUCAGGAUCAUGGUUAAGAUCAACGAUAGACGCCGAAGCAUUGGACACCAGAUGAAGAAGCGCGUGGAGAUGUAUGCAAAUCGCAUUCCUAGAAUGACAAAGGGCGAGUGCCUCGCGCAAAUGGUCCAAAUAGAGGAGAUCGUGACGAAAACUAUCACGGGAGCCGAGGAUGGCCGCGGCCAAACGCUGUUGCCAGUUCAGAGAAGAGACAAUGGCGAGGCCGUGCCUGGACCCAGCAAAAGGAAAAGACACCAUUGAUCUACAACCCAGACACUCAUCUUGCAUUUAAAAAUUAAAAGU
Messenger RNA from Cloeon dipterum, 1365 nucleotides. RefSeq names its product calpain-9-like. The transcript is spliced from 7 exons. Gene Ontology annotation, molecular function: calcium-dependent cysteine-type endopeptidase activity. The record is from RefSeq and is a predicted model, not a curated record. Gene Ontology annotation, cellular component: cytoplasm. Gene Ontology annotation, biological process: proteolysis. The annotation marks the transcript as partial. NCBI's taxonomy places the organism in Eukaryota, Metazoa, Arthropoda, Insecta, Ephemeroptera, Baetidae.